Molecule: messenger RNA, 2805 nt
Organism: Physella acuta
Lineage: Eukaryota; Metazoa; Mollusca; Gastropoda; Physidae
Product: multiple epidermal growth factor-like domains protein 11
Biological process (GO): signal transduction
Cellular component (GO): plasma membrane
Molecular function (GO): signaling receptor activity
Source: RefSeq, a predicted model, not a curated record
AUGUUUCCCACAAGCGCUUUGUUGUCCUUCAUCGUGUGGACUCUCCUACCCUCAUCAUCCGCCAACACAACACUUCACAGCGACACCAAGCAGGUUCUGACCGCUCAGACUGUGGCCACUUUAGCCAGCGGGUCCUCCACCAACCAGACCUCGACCAGCCCCACCCCCACCUCCCCCGCCUGGAACACCUCCCUGCUGUGCAAGCAUCUGGCCAACAUCACCGCCUCCCAGAAGAGCCCCCCGCCCCCCACGGAGGAGUCCAUCGAGGCUAAGUGUUUUCCUGGUUUUGUCUGCGUCAACGGCAUUUGUACAGGGGGCAUGAGCUGCAAGUGUAACGAGGGGUGGGCCGGGCUCUUCUGCCAGGAAAAGUGUCCAGAGAAAUGUGCGCCUGACGGCGAAUGCGCCACCAGCACCGGAAACCAGGCUAUCUGCAUCUGCAACGAGACUUCGGUCUACUCACCCGGCGAGGGGUGCGUGCCGCGGGUUGAAGAGCCGUCCACCACGACCGUGCCCACGACGACAGAAGGCAACCUGCGGCCCAGGUCGGAGCGGCUCUGUUUCGGCGCCAGCCUGUGCGUGCACGGCUACUGUGACCUGUCGUCCCUGCAAUGCCUGUGUGACAGGGGCUGGAAGGGUCAGCUGUGUAACGAGAAGUGCGACCUCAACUGCGGCAAGAACGGGAGGUGCCGAGAGAGCAGCGACUACAUCUUCUACUGCGUCUGCGACCCGGGCUACAACGGGUCCCGGUGUGAGAACCUCAUCCUCAAGCCGUUCAGCACGACCACCGUCGCCAGCACCGCGGGGUCAGAGGUCAAGGAUGCCCAGGCCAACAGCCUGUGGUACCUGGGCGACCAUUCCGGCGACGCCCCGACGUCCACCGUCCUGCCGGAAACGACCGGUGAACCGGACAACGGGACCUAUUCCUCAACGACCGCCUCUGUGGAGAACGUCACGGGUUUGGUCAACGUCACUGGAAGUGAUGUGGCGGUCAACUCGACGACAACAGCAUCGAUGGUGGAGGUCAAUACGACGAUGAGACCUUUGGAAGAGCGUCAGUGUGUGCCUGGUAUCGUCUGUGAGCACGGGUACUGCCAGAAAACUGCGCAGCUUGUCGCGUGUGUCUGCGACUCUGGGUACGCCGGCGCCCUGUGUGAGACCCCCUGCCCCCGGGCCUGUGGCGCCAACCAGACCUGCGACAUAGCAGGCGACGGGUCUCAGAUAUGCAGGUGUCGGGACGGGUACAGCGGCGCCAGGUGCAACGUGUACGACCCUCCAACAACGACGGCGUCCCUAACAACUGUUACUGACCUGGACCGUAUCUCAACGACCCCGGACAACGAGUCAACGACCUUGGUGCGCGUGUCCACGACCCUGGGGGUCCAAGCUAUGGACGACCCCUGGGAGCCACUGGCGGGGUUUGGUCCCCUCGUACCGCUGGCACUGCGCAUGUGCACGCAAGGGUUUGUCUGUCGCUAUGGCAACUGUUCCCGGGCGCUGGACGGGAUGCAGUGCGUGUGUGAGCCGUCGUUUAGAGACGUAUUCUGCAACGAGCCGUGUACCCUAGACUGUGGACCGAAAGGAAUCUGCCAGUUCAGUGAUAACAAAACGGAGGUGUGUGAGUGUACAGAUAAGCAUUACACUGGACCAACCUGCUCAGAGUUAAGGCCCUUGGAGGAAGAAGCCGGCCUGUCACCGUGGCUUGGAGUGGGGAUCGCAGCUGUUAUUCUUUUGGUCUCGUCCGCGACAAUUGUUCUGGCCAUCUACCUGAUGUGGAAGCAGCAGAACAUCACGAUCAUGAACUUGGUUUACUGGUUGCAGCCGUAUGAAGAUGAUGACGGAAGAGACUACGACGCCUUCGUGUCCUACGCCUCUGCUGACCAGGAUCGCCAGUUUGUCAUACAGACCCUGGUGCCACGACUGGAAGGCCGAAUGUGCUACACGCUGUGUAUUCACCAGAGGAACUUUAUCCCAGGCUUGUAUAUCACGGACAAUAUAACCGGAUCCGUGAAAAGAAGCCGGCGGACCAUCUUGAUCCUGAGUCCGGCAUUUGUGGCCAGCGGUUGGUGCAAGUUCGAAUACCAGAUGGCGCUACAGGAGAUGCUGUGUGAGAAGCACCGGAUCCUACCCAUAAUCCUAGGCGACAUCAGCCACCUCAAGCAAGACAUGGACGACACCCUGAAGACCAUCUUAAAGACAGUCACGUGGCUGGAGUACCCUGGGAAGGAUUCCUCAGACGAGGAAAUGGAAAAGUUCUGGAAACGUUUGGCACUGUCUUUACCCAAAAGACGACCUGGCCAGAUGGAGUCAAUGGCCAGUCAAUCUUGUCUUACCUCCCCUUCCACGCAAACCAAGCACGAAGACAUCGUAAGCGACGCGCUCAAAGCCCCGCUUGAAAUCAGAUCCUUCCACCACAGCCACCCUAAAGGUCCCCCGCUCAAACAAAUAGUCCGGGUCCCGGCGGUCGACCUCGACACUGAAUCCUCAUCAAGCCAAGCCCCCAUUUUUUGUUUACAACUCAACCGUCUGCUGAACGGGUCGAGUGAGAGCGACUCUAAACCUUCUAGCCUGUCGCCGUUAGACCCGUACUACGUCAGCCCACGUGAUCAGCAUCCGCCAGACUACCCGCAGGACGACGCGGGAAGUUUAACGAAGCUCGCGCAGAGUCAGCAGACGUCGCCCAGUACAACGGUGGAUCUGUCGGAUAAACUGGCGUCAUGGCCGGAGCCUAAAGCAGGCCAGAACGGCGAAUCAAUCCUGGACAAAUACCUGGGGGAUGGAGAUCUUGCGAGACAACUAGCCGUGUGA